Aphanomyces astaci is the source of this 534-nucleotide messenger RNA. RefSeq lists its product as hypothetical. The transcript is spliced from 3 exons. The record is from RefSeq and is a predicted model, not a curated record. NCBI's taxonomy places the organism in Eukaryota, Oomycota, Saprolegniomycetes, Saprolegniales, Verrucalvaceae. Bases 1 to 534 code for a protein of 177 amino acids.
AUGAACAAGGAACUCCGAGAAAGCGACUGGACGGUCAAGGAUAUCCCAAAGAACCUGGACAAGCUGCCUGCUAGCCUGCAAGUUGUGCACAAAGAAAUCCUAGACAAAAAUGCGAUGCGUGGGGCGAAGGCUACCGAAAAGUACGAGCAGUGCAAUGUCAGCGAAGGCGAUUUUCUGCUCUGGUCCCGCGUCGACGAACGCUACCAUCCCAAGCUGCUAAUAACCCGGACGGGCCCCCUACCGAGUCAAAGAAGCCACACGUCAAGCAUCAAGCUCUACGCCGAAGACAGCUUUGAAGUGACCGAAGAGAUCCUCGAACACGUUUCCCAGCAAAGGAUCAUGCUGAAGGUCAAGUCCAUCGCGGGACAUAAGUUUGUCCCGGAUGUGAAAGACUUCAUCCUGGAAGUGCUUUGCCUACAGAAGCUCAUGCAUGAAUGCCCGGUCGUGGUGAGGAACUACGUUGAAGGCGUGAACAAAGCGAGCGAUGGCGAUACGGUGCACAAGGCGAUGGAGCGAGCGAGCGCGAAGAACUAG